This is a messenger RNA of Puccinia triticina, 1401 nucleotides long. RefSeq lists its product as uncharacterized. Bases 1 to 1401 code for a protein of 466 amino acids. The transcript has a single exon. The record is from RefSeq and is a predicted model, not a curated record. NCBI's taxonomy places the organism in Eukaryota, Fungi, Basidiomycota, Pucciniomycetes, Pucciniales, Pucciniaceae.
AUGAAGGCCCUCGCCACCUUCUGGAUCGUCGUGACGAGGCUCCUGACAUGCAGAGCAGACCAUGAAAUAGAUUUGGCUGACCUGGAUUUCUACCUGGGUUUCUAUGGGGAGCAUUGCAACCCUGGCCCAUCGACACCCCCGUACAUACCCAAUACACUCGCACUAGACCCCACAACUCCGGUGAUACAGGAAUCGUCUACUAUGGAAGACCAUGACAUCAGCAGGUCGUUGACUCCUGGGGAUUCGGCCCCAAACGAGCCAACUAAUCAGGUGAAGAGAGUAAGGCAUACACCAGUCAGUGCACACGAGGAACCCCACGAAGGAAGUUCAUCAGAUGCCCGUCCCACGAAGAAAAGGCGCUUUCCAAAGAAAUUCAAGACAAUGACCGAGCUCAAUCGGCCUCAAGAAGGUCAAUCCAAUGAAGAGAUUGGACGCACGGAACCUGUAAACGACCGCGAUAAGCUGACUGAAUCGGCUCCUAUUACUACGACGCCAACGAUUGCCCCGCAGAUUGAGCGACCAGGCGAUCAGAUUCACAUUUUCGAGAACGAGAGGAGGAAUUGCCGAUUGGUUUUUGAUAAAGAGGUCUUCCAAUUCCUCGGCCGAUCUAAAAAAUUCAACGGCGUAACGCAGAUGAUGAAAAAGCUGAUCCAAAAGCAAGCCAAGGAUGACUCGAAUCAGGUACUGCUCAUCAGACCUGGAAAACUUAAAGCCUUUAAGAGUUAUUUCGCGGUGAUGUGGAAGGAAACACAAACUAAACACAAUAAACGCGGCCCCAAGCACGAUAGAUACACGACACCAUCGAUCAUGGCGAGUCUGGAAUUAAAAGUAAUCAACACACAUAUGGAUUCAUGGCAGCAGGUGUACGAGAAUCGACUAGGAAUCGAUUUCAGACAGUUAGAACAGAGGAUCAAGAAAAUCUUAGCCGACAGUCCAAGUCCAAGGCUGGCAGCAUUGGGAGAGCGGUCGAAGGUGAUGAAAUUCUUGACGCGCUAUCUCGUCUUCGUUGACAUGAUCAUCACCAUCCUACCCCAACCAACAGCGACAAUCUUGAAGAGACCGGAGACCUUCCGAACUGCCUUAAACUGUUUUGAAAAUAAUACCGAAGAACUCCUCCACGGCAAAAAAUUUAAGAUGGCCACACUCAGAAAAAUCACCCCGAUUUGGCAGUAUGUCACCUAUUGGUUAAGCAAAGACCCAAAUUAUUCCAAGGCAAACAUUGUGGAGGGAGGCAAGUUGUCUGCCGGAGGAAGGUAUAAGAAUUUGGAUAUCAAUGCGGACUUGAAAACAUUUUUUGGUUUGGUUUUCGCACAUUCAAUAAAAACCUUAACCGAAAGAAAUUCAAAGCUAUCCGAGCCUUUUCCUGCUGAGCCAAUUGAGGUCAAGUUGGAAGACAGUUGA